CGGCCUAGUGGCUGGUUUGUUAGUUAAUGACGCAAUAUCCUCAUUAUUUUACUCCGCGGAGUAGGACACUAGGACGCACUCCACGCAGGUUAUUACUAAAAUAUCAACAUAUAUAUUAUAUUAUUAUUUUAAUAUUUCAUGGUACAGCCAUGUAAAUAUUAUGUAAUAAUGUACUAUACAUGUUAAAUUGGUAUUUUGGUCGCGAUCAACGUUAUCAUGUUGUCCGACACCGUAGCGGCGUAGCUCGGUAUCGUCGCUGAUUCGUUCAUGCUUUUUUUUCGACAUUGUUGUCAUUUCAUGUAUAACGCAUGAGUUUUGUAGCCGACGAAAAUUACAUCUUUGUCGAUAGCCUGAGUGUCGUACUCUCCCCAAACUUUUUCGUUUCGCGUGAGCUCAUAUUUUUUAUCUUAAAAGUAUAAUAUUAUAGUUUAUAAUACCGAGGCCUAACGUCAACCUCUGAAACUCUGUGGUUCGCCGGGUUUGGGCGUUUGGCCAACUGAACUGUUGGACGUCGAUCACCGCUGGAACCAAACCAAAUCUCGCCGAAAAUCAAUAAAUAACGAUGUCUGCCUGUCAUUGGUCCCACCGCUCGUAGCUGACAACAUUAACCGCUGCCGCCUCUCACCGGGUGCCGUCGUCUGAUCUUUUGGUUUGCGCUGGUGCAGGAGUCCUCAAACAGCCGUUCACCAUGAACAACACACAGAUGCAUUUGCACAGUGAGAACUUCGAUCUCUGCAGAAUUUGUCUGCUAGAACCGGAAUCGAAUAGACACGUCAAGUUUAUACACAUUUUCACGCCUAGCAAUGGCGAAUUAAAUAUGAAUCAACAGAUUAUGGAACUAUUAGGAGUCAAAGUGGAGAAGGAUGAUAUAAAACCAAAAAUGGUGUGCGAAAAUUGUCAUACUUUAUUAUUAAGCUUUAUUGAAAUGAAGAAGAAAGCGGCCGAAUCUCAAAUUGUCAUCAACUACAUUGCUACAAAAAAAUUUGGUACUUCUAUCCCUGGAACAUCUAAUGCAUCUUAUUCAUCACCAAAUUCAAGGAAUAAAGAACAGUCUUCCAAUGCAUCAUCUUCAUUCACAAAUUCUCGAUCUACUACAAAACAAUUAAAUACAAAUAAAUAUAAUGUAAAUGGUUGCAGUAGUAGUGGGAGCAAUAGUGUCAAUAGUAAUAAUAAACAAGGUGAUUUUAGUUGCUCAUCUAUCACAAAUCAUUCAAAAUCAGCAACAGUUGAUAGUGAAUCGGAUGAUGAUAUUAUAUCAUGUGUAGAAGUAGAAAACCAAGUUGAAACAAUUGAUUUAUUAUCAUCAGACAACGAAGAAACUUGCAAAAAUGAAUGCAUAAAUGAAGUUGAAAAAUUAUACUACUGCUCCAUCUGUCAAAAGAAGAAUAUUUUGAACCAUGAUUGUUCUCAAUACAAUAAAUCUUUCUUUACUUGUUUGGUGCCUAAUUGUAACAUUCUAUCAAGAUCAAAAAAAGAUUUUACACCACAUUAUCGCAGACAUAUUGGUUUGUCUUCAACUGCAGUUAUGUGUCGUCGUUGCUAUCAAGAAAUUAAAACAACUGACCGUGAUGCCAGUGGUCAUUUUCACAUUAGUUGCCGUACUGUAAAUUUAUUUAAAUGUUAUGCAUGUAAUGUUGUAUUUAACAGUAUGGAGGAAUUCGCCUAUCACAAAUUAAAAUCACAUAAUGGCCGAUUAAUGAACUCUUUCGGUAAUUAUUUAUGUUUUUAUUGUGAAAAAUCAGCUCCAGAUCUAACACAAAUUAUUGAGCAUAGUAAGCAUUGUGUUCAGAACCAGACACAAAAUGUAACUGAGUACGGUAUGAAACUUAAAGAACCUACUGAAAAUGAAACUGAUUUAAUACCAGUUAAGAAAAGUCCUCCAAAGAAUGUACUGGAACGUAGAAGAGGAUAUGUGAAAAAGAUUCCACGUUCAUCAACGCAUGUACUUUUUACUUGUUUAAAACCUUCUUGCAAUCUCAUCUUCCAAAACUUUAAUGUUUUUAAAUUUCAUCAUCGUGAACAUUUUGAAUUAGGAAAUACGUUGAUGUGUUGGCAAUGCUGUGUGCCAUUUCCUACUUUAAAUAGUCUUAGAGUUCAUCAAGUAAAAGGUAACUGUCGUAUUCCUGGCAUGUUCAAAUGUUAUCAAUGUUCUGAACAAUUUGAUGAUCUUGAAAGUUUGAGUAUUCAUAAAUUUACCUUACAUGAUGGUGAAUUAAUAGCAAAUAAAAAAAAUAAUAAAAGUAUUAUGUGUAGAUACUGUAAUAAGGGAACUCUUAUUCAUAACUUUAAAUCUCAUUUGAUCACAUGUCAAUACAAUAAUGUAGAUAAACGUUUAAAAAUUAAGCCUAAAUCUAAAGCUACCUACACAAAAAAGUAUAAAAGUCCUUAUAAAUGUAAUGUUUGUAAUAAAGUGUGUCUUACAGCAGCAGCGUUAUCAAGUCAUUUAAAGACUCACAAUCCAUCUCGGCCAAAAAUAAAAUUGAUAAAAAAAUUACCGAGUAAGACAGCAGCAACUUUAUCAAGUCAUACAAAGACUCACAAUCCAUCUGGGUCAAAAAUAAAAUUGAUCAAAGAAUUACCGAGAACGACAGAAGAACCAAUAUCGGCAAUGAAAGAAGAAUAUCUUAUGAUGGCCAACUCUGGUAUUAAACAUGAACCUGGUGAAGAAAUAAUUCCAAGUACUUCUUAUGAUUACGGUAUAAUUGAAUGUAUGAAUAAUGACAUGAUCGACUAUCCUGAUGAUGGAAACAAUGAAAUAGAUGAUGAAACGAAUACAUUAUCUGAUAAUACUCGAACCGAUGGAACAAUGGAAUCUAAUAAUUAUGAAUCAUACUUAUUUAGAUGUAAAAAGUGUCCUAGAAAAUUUAAAUCAAAUUCAGGAUUGGCAAGACAUAGGCAAUUUUGUGAUAAAAAUACUUUGAAAAGAGUACCUGAAAAUUAUUAUUGUACUAAAUGUAAAAAAUAUUUUACACGCCUAUCGUUUUUUCAACAUUGGAGAAUAUAUCAUGGAAAGAGACUUCCAUAUCAUAAAUAUAGAAGGUAUACGUGUAAACAAUGUCCCUUUCAAUUUAUGUACCUAGUAGCAUUAACAAUGCAUAUGGAACAUGUGCAUGGUUUACAGGAUAAUGUAACUUUACCAUCUAAUAUAACUCCUAUGAACAAUGAAGAAAUGUUACCAAUUAUAUCAGAAACAACAUCAUUGGCUAACAAUAUUGCUGAAACAACAUCAGCGGCCAACGAAAGGUCUAAAAUAAUUGCACUGGCCAACGAUAUUUCUGAAAGAAUGGCAAUGGCUUACAAUAUUCCUGAAACAUCAUGGGCCAACAAUAUUCCUGAAACAUCAUGGGCCAACAAUAUUCCUCAAACAUCAUGGGCCAACAAUAUUCCUCAAACAUCAUGGGCCAACAAUAUUCCUGAAACAAUUACUGAAAAUAAUAAGGAACACAAUGUACAAAUUAAACAAGAAGCAAAUGCUAAUACAUUAUCAAAUCAAUGCGGAGUGUCCGAUAACAACAUUAAAGAAAAUAUCACUGAACAUAAUGCAAAUGAAAGAAAUAAUGAAAUCAGUGUCGUACAAAACAAUGAAGAACAGGGUAUAAGCAAUAGUAAUGAUGAUGGAGAUAAUGAAACUGACGUUUACACUGCUCAAAGUAUAAAUCAAAUGAUGGAUCAAUUGAAUGAUGAUGAAAAUAUUAUAAGUCUCUUGGAUGAUGAUGAUGAUGAUGAUGAUACAAUGGCAGUUAAUAAUGAACACUCAAUGGAUGUUUCAGAAUGUGUCAAUAUUGACAAGACAAACACUAAAGUUGAUAAAAAUGAAACAAGUAUAUCAUCUUCUGUUAUAGAGAAGCAAAAUCGUAUAGGCCGUGAAUUGGUAGCAUUAAAUGAUAUCGAAAUUGUCAUUGUCAAUGGUGUAAAUGAAAACAAAAUCAAUAACUCAGUUCAAGCACUCCCUUCUUCAGAUGGAUAAAAAACCAAGGGACAAGCAAAUUUAUUAAUUUUUAUCAUUUUCUAAAUAAAAUUUAAUCUAUUU
Molecule: messenger RNA, 4030 nt
Organism: Myzus persicae (green peach aphid)
Lineage: Eukaryota; Metazoa; Arthropoda; Insecta; Hemiptera; Aphididae
Product: zinc finger protein Xfin-like
Exons: 3
Coding region: 689-3967 (1092 amino acids)
Biological process (GO): regulation of transcription by RNA polymerase II
Cellular component (GO): nucleus
Molecular function (GO): RNA polymerase II transcription regulatory region sequence-specific DNA binding; zinc ion binding; DNA-binding transcription factor activity, RNA polymerase II-specific
Source: RefSeq, a predicted model, not a curated record